AUGGAAGGAAUCACGAAUUUAGAAACAACUGGACCUGUGAUUUUUAUAUUAAACCAUCAGAACAGUUUGGAUACUGUUGGUAUACAAAUUUGUGCUGUAACAAGCCUUGCUAUAUUUUAUGUCAACAUAAUUAUAGCCAUUGGUUGUUAUUUUUGUGAUUGUAUCUUCACAAGUCGAACGAGUAAACGCUUUUCCGGUCAAAGGGCUCUUGAAAAAUGUGUUCAGAGUUUAAAAAAUGACAAAAGUAUAAUUAUCUUUCCUGAAGGAACCAGAAGCAAUGAAAACAAACUUCUUCCUUUUCGAAAAGGUGCAUUUUCCUUGUCUUUGUUGACUCAUGUGAAAAUUCAACCAGUUGUUAUACAAAAAUACAAGCAAAUUGAUCACAAAAAUCACGUUUUUGGAAGAGGACAAGUGAAAGUAAAGAUCUUGCCAAAAAUGGAUUUCAUAGAGUACGAAACUGUUGAAAAUUAUAUGCAACGUGCGCACAAUUUAAUGAGUCAUGAAUUUCACAAACUAAAUAAUAUUGUCUAA
This is a messenger RNA of Clunio marinus, 531 nucleotides long. The record is from the annotation of a GenBank genome assembly. Lineage: Eukaryota; Metazoa; Arthropoda; Insecta; Diptera; Chironomidae.